Messenger RNA from Schistocerca gregaria, 1047 nucleotides. RefSeq names its product piggyBac transposable element-derived protein 2-like. The transcript is spliced from 2 exons. Bases 1 to 1047 code for a protein of 348 amino acids. The record is from RefSeq and is a predicted model, not a curated record. Lineage: Eukaryota; Metazoa; Arthropoda; Insecta; Orthoptera; Acrididae.
AUGGCGUCUUUGAAGGGUGACCGUGCACCAGCAUGUACUAUUUCAGUGCAAGACUUUUAUGGACAUUCAAGAUGCAGGGAAGUAAUCAAAGAGUUGCCAUCUGAUUCAGAAUGCACACUGGCAGACGAAACUGACGAUGAAGUCGGGGAACCACAGUCAUUGAGAAACGUAUUUGUGGAACCAAGUUACAGCUCUGAUGACAAUGGUUCUGAUUCUGAGGAUAGUGAGAGUGAAAUUCCGUGUGAUGCUACAAGUUCCCGACCAGUGAAAAGAACACGGCUGUCAAACUCCGAGUGGCAACAGAUCAACAAUAAUUCUGUACCACUACCGAAAUUUACAAGGGUGGAAAAAAUAAAUAUAACUGGAGAGAGCCCUAUUGUUUUCUUCACAGAAAUAAUUUCUGCCAAAAUGUUGGAACAAAUUGUGUUUCAAACUAAUCUGUAUGCUCUUCUGAAUGAAAAAUUAAAUCUUGGACUGACAGUUCCUGAAAUGAAAACAUUUCUAGGAGUGAACAUAGUGAUGACAUACAUCAAGUCCCCUCGUACCCGAUCAUACUGGUCAUCAGAUAAAGGACUAAGGAUGGGUUUAGUAGCCAACUCUUUACCGGUCAAUCGGUAUGAUAACAUACUGCGUUUUCUUCAUUUUGUGCAUAAUAGUGCAGUGGAUCAAAGCAACACAGAUCGUCUGUACAAAAUCCAUCCAUUUCUCGAGUGUCUGCAAAGACGCUUUCUUUAUGCUGCAAAAGCUGAGAAGCAUCAGUGUAUUGAUGAGCAGAUCAUACCUUUCAAGGGUCGUAGCAAUAUCAAACACUAUGUUGCUAACAAAUCAAAGAAAUGGGGACUGGAAGGCUGGUUGAGAGCUGGUUCUUCUGGUUAUGUCAACCGUUUAGAAGUAUAUCGAGGUGGAUCUGAUGGGAUGUGCCAGUUAGUGAGUUUGGAACUUGUGCUUAUGUGGUUCUACGAGUUUGUGAUGAUAUCAAGCACAAGAACCACAAAGCAUUUUUCAACACCAUAUUUACAAGUGUCCCACUACUCCAGGAGCGCUUAA